AUGGCUUCGCACACUCUUGCUAUUCUGGACGAUUACGCAGGCAUAGCUCCCAAAUACUUCAAGCAUAUCCAUCAUCUCAAACUCGACAGCUUUCCCGACACUAUACCUCCCAACAAUGCCGACAACAUAAAAGCCUUGACUGCUCGCUUGGGUAGUUACACCAUCAUCAGCUCCAUGCGAGAACGCACCCCCUUUCCCAAGGAGUUACUCUCCGCAUUGCCCAACCUCAAACUCCUGAUUACCACCGCAAAACGCAAUAGGGCUAUCGACAUGGUUGCUGCGAGAGAGCUUGGAAUUGUUGUUGCCACCGCUCCAGGCAAUCGUAAUAUCUCGCACCCAGAACUUCCCCCACUUAUUGCACCAUCACCUGAAUAUGAUGCGACUACUCAGCAUUGCUUUGCUCUCAUCCUUGCACUUGCUUCACGCAUACCCAUCGAGGAUGCUGCAUUGCGAUCAGGUGGUCCUUUCCAGACUGGGCUCGGUUUCACCCUGUCCAACAAAAUCUAUGGAGCCGUUGGUCUCGGUAGACUUGGAACGAACGCCGCGCGUACUGCCGUUCUCGGUUUUGGAAUGAAGGUCGUUUCUUGGAGUGCAAAUCUAACACAAGAGAAGGCCGAUGAGGCAGCCGAGAAAGCAGGUCUACCCAAAGGCUCUAUCAAAGCUGUGACCAAAGAAGAGUUGCUGAAGACGGCAGACGUCAUCAGUAUGCACUACGUGCUCUCGGAUCGCAGCAAAGGAACUAUCGGUGCCAAAGAAAUCGGCAUGAUGAAGAAGAACGCGAUCCUAGUCAACACUUCCCGAGGCCCCUUGAUCGAUGAGAAAGCUUUAUUAGACGCACUCAACCGCGGUGCAAUCAGGGGUGCAGCUUUGGAUGUUUUCGACGUGGAACCACUUCCUUUGGAUAGCGCCUGGCGCACCACUUCUUGGGGACAAGACGGUCGCUCGCUUGUCGUUCUAUCACCGCACAUGGGCUACGUCAACGACGAAACCAUGCAAAAGUUUUAUGCAGAGCAAGCGGACUCUGUACAACGCUAUAUCGCGGGUGGUAUCGAAGCGGUCCCGGAUGUCCUCAAUUGA
Aureobasidium pullulans EXF-150 is the source of this 1077-nucleotide messenger RNA. RefSeq lists its product as uncharacterized. The transcript has a single exon. NCBI's taxonomy places the organism in Eukaryota, Fungi, Ascomycota, Dothideomycetes, Dothideales, Saccotheciaceae. Bases 1 to 1077 code for a protein of 358 amino acids. Gene Ontology annotation, molecular function: NAD binding; oxidoreductase activity, acting on the CH-OH group of donors, NAD or NADP as acceptor. The record is from RefSeq and is a predicted model, not a curated record.